Molecule: messenger RNA, 917 nt
Organism: Pomacea canaliculata
Lineage: Eukaryota; Metazoa; Mollusca; Gastropoda; Architaenioglossa; Ampullariidae
Product: placenta-specific gene 8 protein-like
Exons: 3
Coding region: 102-443 (113 amino acids)
Source: RefSeq, a predicted model, not a curated record
UGGAUGUUACAACGAAUCCUGUUAACUUCAGCUUCAGGAUUCUCUGACUCCUGGAGUCUGUGGUCUGUGGUCAGUGUGUGACACAACGCUGGACAGUGAAGAUGGCCGUGGUGCGACAGCCCAAGGUGGAGAUGACGCUGCUGGUGGGGUUAGAAGGUCACAGGGACUGGUCGUCUGGACUUGGCUCCUGCCUUGAGGACUGCAGCUCUGCAUGUUUCACCUGUUGGUGCAUGCCGUGCAUGCUGUGCAAGCUCGCCAGUCGCAUGAAGGAGUGCUUUAUCCUUCCCUGCAUGCUGCCCUGCACCUUCCUCGCCAUGAGGACAAAACUCAGGACCAUGGGGGACAUCAAGGGGAGUAUCUGCAAGGACUACUGUGCUGUCACCUGCUGUACCAUGUGUACCAUGUGUCAGAUGGCCCGGGAGAUGAACUACAUGGGGCUGUAGUCACGUGGUCAGCGUCCCGUGCAACGAUUGGUCAACUGUUGGCGCCUGCUGUCUUGCCAACAAUUGUCUUCUUCUUGUCUCCAAGUAUUUAUGGGAGAUGUGAAUCGUAUUUCUUCAAACUGACAAAUAAAUACUAACUCCUGUAAAGACCACUCAGCUCUGACAUUUACAUUUCUAAAUUCUGACUGUAGUAUACUCACGCUGUACAUUAAAUAAUUUAUUAAAUAAUUUAUAUCGAAAUCUCAAGACGUUAAACUGUAGUUUAGUAAAAGACUUUCAAAAUCUACAAUAUUUCAAAUAGCGUUUUGGAGCUUUUGAUUAAUCAACAUAUAUAACAUAUAUGUAUAUCAACAUAGUUGUUUUUUUUAAAGAAGUCUCUGGAAGCUAAAAAUGCUGUUUAAUGAAAAAAAAAAUUUCAUUUUUUCCUCUUAGAAUUUUAUUUUCUAAAUUCAGAUUAAAACAAAUGCCGUUAUA